This is a messenger RNA of Prunus dulcis (almond), 1230 nucleotides long. RefSeq lists its product as uncharacterized. NCBI's taxonomy places the organism in Eukaryota, Viridiplantae, Streptophyta, Magnoliopsida, Rosales, Rosaceae. The record is from RefSeq and is a predicted model, not a curated record. Bases 260 to 1126 code for a protein of 288 amino acids. The transcript has 2 exons. Gene Ontology annotation, cellular component: cytoplasm; nucleus.
CAUUGCCCAUUGGAUCGCUUAGUAUUUGCUGCUUGUCUUUGUCCUUUGUAUUUGGGGACUCGUGAAGCUCGAUACAAUGCUCCAAAAUUGCUUGUUAUGGGGACCACUAAGACCAAAGAUUUUGGAGGAUAUUCCAAGAACCCUAUUCAACUAAGCAUUGGAAUCAUCUACAUUUUUGUCUUAAAGUCUCAAACUUGGGUAAAUCAUUUUUCUUGGUAAGUUGGAAUGCAUAAGCCUCAACCCUGAAGACUCUUUAAGCAUGCCAAGCCCAACUCUGAAACCAGUGCUGCAAACAAUGUCGUCUGCCCGGGUUCGUGAGGUUAUCAGGCAGUGCCUCUCUGAGGCGCAGUCAUCAGACUUUCAUGAAGCGGAGCAAAAAGCUCUUCAGACCCUAGUUUCCAUCACCAAGAUUCUCUCAUUGUCCAUCCUCUUCAACCUCUCCCUCAACCCUGAUCUAAAGCAAUCUCUUGCAGAUAUCGAAACCAUUCACCACCUGAAUUCCAUAAUUGCCACCUUGAACUCAGAAGAGUCUGGCAGAGUUGCUUCGUCUCUGGUUUGCAGUUUGGCAAUGCUUGACAAGAACAAGGCCAAGUUUGGGGUGGCAGGCACCAUCCAGUUGCUUGUCAAGGCCAUUGCCGGUCCCCGCUGUCCUGCUGCUCAUCACCUCCUUAGCUCUCUAGCCGAGCUUGUCCGGUUCCAUGGGAACUGCACACUGGCAGUGAGAGAAGGAGCUGUUCAAGCUCUUAUCCAAGUGGUGGAGAGCACCGAUGGCGAGGAUCUAGCUGGAACUUCUCUUCUGGUUCUAGCCCUUCUUGCAAGGUUCGAUGAAGGAUUGAAUGCUCUGAGAAAAACUGACCAGAUUGUGAGUAAGAUGGUAGAUGUGUUGAAGGGGAGGUGCAUGCUGAGCAAGGAGGGUGCAGCUGAAAUCCUGCUUCUCCUGUUUGAGGAAAGUGAGGGCUGUGUGAGAGAUGCUUUGAGGCUGCCGGACUUCUCAACUUUGAUAGCUGAUAUUUCAGUCAGAGGAUCGGCUCGAGCUCGAGAGAAGGCGGCUUUGCUGCUGAAGAAGAUCAUGGAUGCUGACUUGGAUUCUUAUGUGGAUGCAAACCCCAUGUUUUCGCAGUGGUAGUAACUGGUAGCAGAGAGAGAGACAGCUAUUAUUAGUUUUGGAGUUUAUGUUAUGUCCCUUUGUUCAGACUUUGUUUUACAGAAGGUGCUUGAUAAUGUGAGAGA